AUGCACGUUCUUCUUACCAACGACGACGGUCCCUUAGACAACACCGCGUGCCCCUACAUGAAGUAUCUCGUAGAUGAGAUCACCUUGAAAACGGACUGGGAGGUUUCCAUUGUGGUUCCAAACCAGCAGAGAUCUUGGAUCGGGAAGGCCCAUUUUGCCGGUAAGACUUUGACUGCCAGCUACAUCUAUACUAAGGUUUCCACUCAGGUUGAUAACAGAGAUAUUAAUGCAUUUGAAGGUCCCUUCACCACCAAGCAGCUUGAUAAGGCCCAUCCAGAGUACCAGGAAUGGGCCCUUAUUGACAGUACACCCGCUGCUUGUGCCGAUAUUGGUAUUCACCAUUUGUAUCCUGAGAAGGGUCCCGUGGAUUUGGUGAUCAGUGGUCCAAAUUUCGGGAAAAACUCCAGUAAUUUGUACAUCUUGGCAUCUGGUACUGUUGGUGCUGCUAUGGAAGCUGUUACUCACGGAAUCAAAGCACUUGCGUUUUCGUAUGCCUUCAACAACUUGGAUCAUGAUUUUACCAUUUUGAAGGAGGCUGCCAAGAUCUCUGUUAAGUUGGCUAAAACUUUGUACAAGGAGUUGAAAGAGAGCGACGACAUUGAUCUCUUUUCUGUGAAUGUCCCCUUGGUAGAUUCCUUGAAAUUGGGCCAAACUAAGAUCCACUAUGCCCCCAUCUUCCAAAAUCGGUGGGAUUCCAUUUAUGCACCAGUUGAACAAGACGGAGUACAGCAAUAUUCGUGGCAGCCGGACUUCAAGAAGGUGUAUAAGGAUGGAUUGAAAGACACCUCUCACACAGAUAGCAGAGUCUUGUUGGACGAGGGGGUGAGUGUUACUCCUUUAAAAGCCACAUUUAAAGCUGUUGCUCCCCAUAGUGGUGAGAUCACAUUAGAAGGAGAUGAAGAGGAAGUGGAAAAUGUCUCAAAUGGUAUGUCAUCGUUGUCAGUUUCAAACGAAAAGUCGUCUCGGGUGGUAUUGAUAACCCUCCCUAAAAUGUCGUACAUAUACCCAGCAAUUUUGGAAUCGAUUCAAAGUAAUUACCCUAGCAUUUCAGUUACUAACGAUCCUAGUAUUCUAAAGAGAGUCUCCGAAGACCCUUCUUUGAAAGUCUUCCAUUACGGUGACUACGAAGAGCUUGACAUUGACCUUUUGUCUAGUAAACCAGACCAAUACUUUGUGUGCUCUUACAUCUAUCGUAAGGCGUUGAUUCGUAAACACUUCUUAGCAAAUACUAUUCACCAUUAUGUAGUGAAGAACCCUGAGCUGAAAUUAAUAUCUGCAGCACCGGAGAGCUAUCAAUUAGAAGUUGAUUAUGCUGAGUUUCUCGAUGAUGCCUUAGAUGACUGCUAUGAAUUGAGAGAAGAAUUGGAAUCCGGUGAAAAGACCUGGAUUUUGAAGCCCAGUAUGUCGGACAAGGGCCAAGGAAUUAGAAUUUUCCAAACUGUAGAUCAAUUGCAAGAAAUCUUCAAUCUGUUUGAAAUCUACGACAGUGACGAAGAAGAGGAAAUUGCCGAUCAAGAGGAAAAUAAUGGAGUGAUCAUUUCUCAGCUUAGACAUUUCAUUGUUCAAGAGUAUCAAAACAAGCCCCUUUUAUUGGAACAAUAUGAAAACAAGAAGUUCCAUUUAAGGGUAUACGUGGUAUGCUUUGGAGAUUUGCAAGUGUUUGUAUAUGAAAACAUUUUGACUUUAUUUGCCGGGGACUCCUUCAAACAAGUUCCAACCAAAUCUGAAAAUGAUGUGGAGGAAAUAUCAUUGGAUGGGCACUUAACCAAUACUUGCUUACAAGAAGGUAAAGAACCGUUAGUAGUUCCAUUUUGGGAUCUUGAAGGGAUAUCGGUGCUAGAAAAAACGACGGUAUUCAAGCAGGUUUGCGAUGUAACUGGCGAACUAUUCAAGGCGGCUGUGAACAUUGACAAGAUGAAUUUCCAACCAUUAAACAAUGGAUUAGAAAUCUUUGGAGUAGACUUCCUAGUAAAUAGUGAUCUUCAAGUGAAAUUGUUGGAAGUGAACUCAUAUCCAGAUUUCAAGCAAACAGGGGAGGAUUUGAAGGGGUUAAUUUACGGUUUGUUUGAAGAGGUGAAUGAAUUGGUUGGUAGCUUGAUAGAUGUGCACGAGAACAAAGAGAAGAAGGCUAAGAGUAAAUUAAUUUCAGUUAUGCAUGAAGGUGGAAAGAAUUGGUAA
Dujonia railenensis is the source of this 2178-nucleotide messenger RNA. NCBI's taxonomy places the organism in Eukaryota, Fungi, Ascomycota, Pichiomycetes, Serinales, Debaryomycetaceae. The record is from the annotation of a GenBank genome assembly.